Molecule: messenger RNA, 1248 nt
Organism: Sorex araneus (European shrew)
Lineage: Eukaryota; Metazoa; Chordata; Mammalia; Eulipotyphla; Soricidae
Gene: MXD3
Product: MAX dimerization protein 3
Exons: 6
Coding region: 353-952 (199 amino acids)
Biological process (GO): regulation of transcription by RNA polymerase II
Molecular function (GO): protein dimerization activity; RNA polymerase II cis-regulatory region sequence-specific DNA binding; DNA-binding transcription factor activity, RNA polymerase II-specific
Source: RefSeq, a predicted model, not a curated record
UCACUGCGCGGGCCCGGGAACGGCGGCUGCGGCACCCCAGAGUAACGGGCGCCCGGGCGGGAGCAGAGCGAGAGAGACGUGGCGCCCCGCAGCCCCAGGAAUUCGUCCGCAGGCUGGGUCGGGGGCCGGCGGCAGGUCCUCCCCGCAGGGCCGAGGGGGCGCUGCGGCUACCCAGCAGCGCGUCGCCUAGGGGCGCGGCCAGACGCUGGACCGUCCCCCGGACGCCCCGCCUCGGGGGCGGGCCGGCGCCCGUGUUUGUUUGCUCCGUGUCAGUUACAUUGUAACAAAAGUGGGGCCGCCUCAGCUCCGGCCAGCAGCACCCCACGCCCGCCCUCCGUCAGCUGUCGCCGAUAUGGAGCCGGUGGCCAGCAACAUCCAAGUCCUCCUGCAGGCGGCCGAGUUCCUGGAGCGCCGCGAGCGAGAGGCCGAGCAUGGCUACGCAUCUCUGUUCCCGCAUCGCAGUCCCGGGGCCCUACACCAGAGGAGGAAGCGACCCCCGCAAGCUGCGGCCGCGCAGGACAGUGGGCGGUCCGUGCACAACGAGCUGGAGAAACGCAGGCGCGCGCAGCUGAAGCGGUGCCUCGAGCAUCUCAGGCAGCAAAUGCCCCUGGGGACCGACUGCGCCCGAUCCACCACGCUGAGCCUUCUGCGGCGGGCCCGGGCGCACAUCCAGAAGCUGGAGGAGCAGGAGCUGCGCGCGCGGCGGCUCAAGGAGCAGCUGCGGAGUCGCCAGCAGAGCCUGCGGCGGCAGCUGGAGCAGCUGCGGGGGCCGGCGGGGGCCGAGCGGCUGCGGGCCGACAGCCUGGACUCGUCGGGGCGCUCCGACUCAGACCCGGAGGAGCUGGAGGUGGACGUGGAGACGCUGGUGUUCGGGCCCCCGGACGAGCUGCUGCGGGCAUGCGCCGCGGGCCAGGAGCACAGUUACUCGCACCGCGGGGCCGCCUGGCCGUGACCCCGCUUCUGCCUGCCUGGACGGGCCGGGACAGCCCUCCGGGUAGAAUGGACUCAAAGGACCCUUUGAACGGGAGACGCUCCCCCUAGCCGGGGGCGUGCGUGUGUUUCUGGGCCCCCUGAAAUUGCUCAGGUCCGGCCCGCCGCCUCUGGUGGUCUGUUUGUAGCACUUGGGUCUGGGACCCUCCGGGCCUGGAAGCCCGCGGCCCCGCCCCCACGCCCCUCGGGGGCCCAGCGCCCCGGCCCCGCCCCCACAUCAUGUUUGUACAGUAUUUUCAUUAAAAGCCUCUUUUCUAA